Messenger RNA from Penicillium malachiteum, 1215 nucleotides. RefSeq lists its product as uncharacterized. Bases 1 to 1215 code for a protein of 404 amino acids. The transcript has a single exon. Lineage: Eukaryota; Fungi; Ascomycota; Eurotiomycetes; Eurotiales; Aspergillaceae. The record is from RefSeq and is a predicted model, not a curated record. Gene Ontology annotation, molecular function: protein binding.
AUGGAAUCACUUAAGAGUCUGAUCAAAUCGCGUCUUACGCGCCUACACCAAGCAGGUGACCCCUCUUCUAAGAAUACAACCUCUCUUGACGCCCUCCCUACUGAGAUGGUACUAUCGAUAUGCGAUUAUCUUCCUUCCAUCGACGCCGUUUGCUUCUCACUCUGCAACCAUAGAUUCCUUGAGAUUACUCGGCGAUACAACAACCACGUGUAUGCCUGUGCUCGAGAUAAGAAACACGAGAUCUUGGCCAGAUUUGAACGUGAUAGUCCACAGUACUUCGCCUGCGAUGCCUGUCACAUUCUUCAUCGGUUUGAUUGCCCCAAAGGAGAGAGCUAUGGUAUUUGUGAAAGACCCCAUGACAGACCCUGCCCCCUCCCAUGUUGGCAGUCGUGGAAGUGGCGUGAGGCUGGGUUUGUGCUAUGCAAUCAUAAUCCGUCACGUUGGGGCCAUUUCUCAUACAACUUUCUUCACCUGAGGCUUGCCAUGAGGAGUUUCAACUACGGCCCAAAAUUUGGGAUUAGUACUGAUUCUCUAUCCUUUACACAAGUUAUUCACUACAGCCGGCCUUCCUUCUCGCUUCCAGAUAUCACCACACUUUACUCAACCGACGCUCAAAUAUGUUCUCAGCCACUGGGUCUUCAUGUGAGAACGCAGAACAUAGUCCUUGCCAGCACAUACGAGGAUCUGGUCACUCGUAUGACUAAAUGGUUGUUCGAGGUCGGGUCAAUUGUAACAGUCUGCCAGCGCAAGGUUUUUGAAGAUCUCUUCACCCCGCUACGUGUAGAAGGGUCUUUUGGAGAAAGGUACACCAAUCUCACAUCUACCUGCGAGGAUUGCAACACGGAUUACCGGGCUGAGAUUAUCAAAUUCGACUCUGGAGUGGCCUUCGUCUUGACCAGGUGGAUUAACCUAGGUCCUGGUUUAACCAAAGAGGACCCAUUGUGGAAGAAACACACAUUGAUCUACACACGGGGUCUCGACAAAGAGCAUAUCCGUAUGAGCCCACGCCAAUGCUUUGAAGCAAUCACACCUAUUUGCUUCAAAGAACUGAUGUCCCGCAAUCUCUCACACCUCAAAGACCAGCGGUUUAAAAGCCCACCUUUUAUUCCCUAUGAGGAGGGAUUCGGUUACUACUUACCAGAAGAGCCUCAUCGGGAAAAUAACUUUACUCGGUUGACUCAGAGCCUCACUCGACUAUUUUCCAGGGUCAAGUGA